Molecule: messenger RNA, 1541 nt
Organism: Mycena citricolor
Lineage: Eukaryota; Fungi; Basidiomycota; Agaricomycetes; Agaricales; Mycenaceae
Source: the annotation of a GenBank genome assembly
AAGAUACUUAUGUAGCAAGACUUGGCACUACGCUCGUUAUUCAGGAGAUCAGCAAUCUACGCCUAACUUGUCUUCAACUUGCAAAUCACUCUCUUCAACAUUCAGACUACAUCACACUCUCCAACUAAUGCCCCCUGUACAACUCAAAACUGGGACUUGCGCACGGUGUCGAUCGAAGAAGACCCGCUGCGACGGAAAUGAGCCGUGCAACAAAUGCUCCGCCGCGAAUUCGACAUGUAACUAUCCCGAUGGUGCGAAGGAGGGUCGUUUUGGGAUGGAGUUAAAGAAGGGUGCUGCAUGUAUCCCUUGUCGAAAGAAGAAAAAGCGCUGCGACGGAAUGCUGCCCUGCCGAACCUGCAUUGCAGGCCGGCAUACCAUUCCCUGCACAUACGCAGACAAUGUUGAGCCUCUUCGCCGUCCAUCUCCCGGAAGACUAGAAACCCCCAACGCCUCGCCACUACUGGAUAUCUCUUCGGGGAGCAGCGCCUCCUCGUCCACUCUAUCCGAUACUUCACCUUCUAGUGUGGAUGAGCAUUUCCGCUGCAUCACUUCUCGUGGAUUUUCCCCCAGUCCCUUCGUCGAUGCCGAAUUGCCUGACUACAUCACCUUCUCUGAUUUGUCUCAGGCGCGAGAACUGUUCGUAGACUUCGCGGAGGAUCGAGACUUGGUCGGUCAAUUCCAGAAUAUGCGCAAGAAUGAUCCUCCAAAACCUGACACUCCGACAUUCGAUCUCAUCUUCGAGUCAGAGGUGCAGGGGCAAGUCUACUCGUUACCCGAGACUCCAAAAGACAAGGAGGAUGAAUUGGUGACGAUCUGUUCUUGAAUCAUCGUUGUCAAUUUGGGCUGAGCGUGCCCCAAUCGGCACUGGAAGCGCUGAAGCAUGGGAAACCGCUCGACGAAGAACACAUGCAUCCUGUCCUCCUCCACGCCUGUCAGCUACUCGGCUAUAUGCUCGCUCGGCACUUACAACACGGGACUUGGGUACCAUUACCCGGCCAGAGCGACCGCGAAGCGGAGCAGAUUCAGCUUUGCCUUGGUGCAAUGAAAGAUGCUUCGACGGUGUCGUAUUUGCAGACACUUGGGCUCAUGUCGAGCUACUUCUUCAACAAGGGCGAUCUCGUUCGAGCACGAGACAUGAUUGAGAACGCGUACAGGCAUUUGCAGGAGACUGGAUGGAUGGAGACACUAUCGGGCCCAGAUUCUGAAAAGGAACCAGAGCCCGCAGAGCCCAGUUGGGGCUUUUCAGCCGGACCGAAGACCAAGGCAGAUCAGGCCGAAGCCGCGAUUGCUCAAAUCGUGUAUCUGGAUCUGGUGCACAUGCUCAUUCUGAAACUUCCUUCGUUGCUUUGCGAGGGUGCUCGGGACCGACUAAGGGACCAAAUGGCAGGUCCCAAUACUUGCAUCGGCGGUCCAUUCUGUCUGACUGUUCUAAAAGGACCGACCACGUUCAAACGCCGAGGUCAAUUUCCUUCGCGCCAAAAGUGCACUGCUUCUCUGGGAUGCGCAGCAGCUGGCUAAAGAAUACCCCGGGAAAAGCUCAC